This is a messenger RNA of Ustilaginoidea virens, 2304 nucleotides long. RefSeq lists its product as uncharacterized. The record is from RefSeq and is a predicted model, not a curated record. NCBI's taxonomy places the organism in Eukaryota, Fungi, Ascomycota, Sordariomycetes, Hypocreales, Clavicipitaceae. Bases 1 to 2304 code for a protein of 767 amino acids. The transcript has 4 exons. Gene Ontology annotation, molecular function: potassium ion transmembrane transporter activity. Gene Ontology annotation, cellular component: membrane. Gene Ontology annotation, biological process: potassium ion transmembrane transport.
AUGGGCGGUGGGUUGGAAGCCGAGCUGCCCCCCCGGGCUGCCGAGGAUGCGGCGGCGGCGUCGACGGAAUCUUCGGGCCCCCUGACGACGAUUGAUGACGAGGAGAAGGCGAGGGAUAUAGCAAACAAUGACUUGCGGGGGCCAAAGAAGCAGACGUACUCGGGCCUCGUGCUCCUGUGGCUCAGCUUCCAGGCCACGGGCAUCAUCUACGGCGACAUCGGCACGUCGCCGCUGUACGUGUUCUCGUCGACCUUUUCGGCGCAGCCGUCGUGGGCGGACCUGGUGGGCGCCCUGUCCAUCAUCAUCUGGUCGCUGACGCUCAUCGUCACGGUCAAGUACUGCUUCAUCGUGCUGGCGGCCGACGACGACGGCCAGGGCGGCACGUUUGCCCUGUACAGCCUGCUCGCGCGCUACACCAACAUCACGCGUCGGGGGCCCAGGGAUCCCUCCUCCUCCUCCUCCGCCGCCGGGGCCGCCGCCGGGGCCGCCGCCCUCAAGCGCCACGACACCAACGACCUCAAGCUGGGGGGCCGCUCGCUGCGCGGCUUCCUCGAGCGCUCGCCCGCGUCGCAGCUGGCGCUGCAGUUCGUCGGCGUGCUGGGCGUGUCCAUGGUCAUGGCCGACGGCGUGCUGACGCCCGCGCAGUCGGUGCUGGGCGCCAUCCAGGGCCUCCGGGUCGUGCGCCCGGACCUGGGCGCCCCGGCCAUCGUCGGCGUCUCGUGCGCCAUCCUGGUCGCGCUGUUCCUCGUCCAGCCCCUGGGCACCGCCGGCAUCGGCACCGCCUUCGCGCCCGUCGUCGCCGUCUGGCUGCUCUUCAACCUGGCCGCGGGCGCGUACAACCUGGCCGCGCACGACUGGACCGUCCUCGGGGCCUUUGGCCCGCACCACGCCUUCCUGUACCUGGCGCGCAACGGCGCCGACGGCUGGCGCUCGCUGGGCGGGCUGCUGCUCGCCUUCACGGGCGUCGAGGCCCUGUUCGCCGACCUGGGGGCCUUUAGCAAGCGCGCCGUCCAGAUCUCCUGGCUGGCGCUGGCCUACCCGUGCCUGCUGCUGGCCUACGCCGGCCAGGCCGCCGCCAUCUCGGCCGACGCGACCCAGACGGCCUUCCAGAACCCCUUCUUCGCGACGCUGCCGCCGGGCAGCUUCUACUUGGGCAUGGUGAUUGCCGUGCUGGCGGCCGUCGUGGCGUCCCAGGCCAUGAUCACCUCGACCUUUCAGCUGCUGACGCAGAUCAUGAGGCUGUCGUACUUUCCGCACAUCAAGGUCGUGCACACGAGCCGGCGCUUCCACGACCAGGUGUACAUGCCCAUGGCGAACUGGCUGCUGAUGAUUGGGACGAUAAUCAUUACUGCGGUGUACAAUAACACAACGUCUCUUGGAAACGCCUAUGGCGUUUGCGUUAUAACCGUCACCUUCAUCACGACUUGCAUGGUGGCCAUUGUGGCCAUCCUCGUCUGGAGGCUCCCCGCCUACGUCGUGCUCCCCGUCUGGCUCGUCUUUGCCGCCCUCGACGGAGCCUUCCUGUCGUCCGUGUUCGGCAAGGUCCCCGACGGCGCCUGGUUCACCCUCCUGCUGGCCUUUAUCCUCGCCUCCAUCUUCACGCUCUGGCGGUUCGGCAAGGAGACGCAGUGGGCGGCCGAGGCAAAGGACCCCCUCUCGCCGCAGUCGCUGCUGGACCUCGACGUCGGCCCCGGCCACCACCACCACCACCAGCAGGCCGCGCUCAAGCCUGCCUACGGCGGCAUCCCGCUGUCCACGACGCCCGGGCUGGGCGUCUUCUUCGACAAGACGGGCGACCCGUCGAGCCUGCCGACGUGCUUCGCCGAGUUUGUCAAGAAGUUUGCCACGCGGCCCGCCGUCGUCAUCUUCUUCCACAUGAGGCCGCUGCCCCGGCCGUGGGUGGCGCCGGAGGAGCGGUACGUGGUGACGCGCAUGGCCGGGCUGGCGGGGUGCUACAGCAUCGCCCUGCGGCACGGGUACACGGACCACGCGCUGCACCCGGACGUGGCGCGCGACCUGGUCGGCCAGGUGGAGCUGGCCGUGUCGCGGGGCCCGGCGACGGCGGCGUCGGACGCGGAGCUGCGCGUCCUGCGCGCGGCGGCCGGCACGCAGGUGGUGUAUGUCCUGGGCAAGGAGGUCAUCAAGAUCCGCCCGCCGCGGAGCAAGGCGUCGAUCGGGGGGUUCCUGCGCUACGCGCUGCUGUGGGUGUUUCUGUGGAUCCGGGAAAACUCGCGCACCAAGCUGGCCGAUCUGGACAUUGACGCCAACAAGCUCAUCGAGGUGGGGUUUGUCAAGGAGAUAUGA